AUGCGCACAUAUGCCGCGGCGCCCGUGUCCUCUAAAUGUAGGCCAAGUCUGGAUAUGGCCGUGCAACCUGCUCCAGCCGGGAUUUUCAACCUUGACCUUCAAAGUCUCCCCAAGGCCGAGACGGGUCAGUUUGUAUGUCUCCAUCACGCUGAGGAGGUGGUGACGGACAGCACAGGCGGAGAGGUGGCGGCCUGGACUUUAGAUCAGUUGGAGGGUUAUCAUGACCGAGCUCCCGCUGUGCUUGCCCCCACCUCUCGUCCGCCAGCUCUGCCCUUUCACCCCCAAGCGACUCCUGUCAGAGCCGUUAGGGAGACGGACGGGAACGAGUGGGCAGAUUUACGCCCCUCUGCUGACCGGCUGGACCACAUUCCCAGCAAAGAUGGCGGGGAUAACACAGGCUCUCCACUCACGGGGGGAUAA
Knipowitschia caucasica is the source of this 420-nucleotide messenger RNA. Lineage: Eukaryota; Metazoa; Chordata; Actinopteri; Gobiiformes; Gobiidae. The record is from the annotation of a GenBank genome assembly.